Camellia sinensis is the source of this 2691-nucleotide messenger RNA. RefSeq names its product methyltransferase-like protein 2. The record is from RefSeq and is a predicted model, not a curated record. Gene Ontology annotation, cellular component: nucleus. NCBI's taxonomy places the organism in Eukaryota, Viridiplantae, Streptophyta, Magnoliopsida, Ericales, Theaceae. Gene Ontology annotation, molecular function: methyltransferase activity.
CCUUCCAUUCAAUUUGCCAACUCAACUCGUAGCUACUCGUCAGUCAGUCCAAUCUGCUUAGUCGAUUUGAAAUCGUGAAUGAUCAACUGCGGUGAGAUUUUCUCAACCUAAACCCCAUUUGAUGGCGUAUCAGAUGCAACCCGUCGACCCCAACCCAUGAACGUCCUCACUUUCAAUGGAUGGAUAUACAAUUGACCCAAAAAUUAGGGGCCAAAAAUGCAAUAUACUGAAACUUCAACAACCUUUUCGUAUCGUUUCUCAGCAGCCAAGCAGUCCGUUUUUCUUGCUAGACUGUAGAAAACUGAGCUCUGAACAUGGCGGAACUGCAAACGAGCGAUGAGGUUUCCAUGUUCUUGAAAUCCGGCAUUUACUAUUUCGAGAACUCCAAUGCAGUAUUCAUCGAUCCCGUUCGAGUCCUCAAUCGUUCUUACAAUCGAUUUAGGGUUUCAUCUUCUGUGUACUACUCUCGAUUCUUCGAAUCCAAGUACUCCAAAGAAGAUCCAACAGAUUCUUCACACUCGAGAAAACGAAAACGAAAACAGAAACAGAAAAGUCCUCUCGCUCUCAACGACAGAGAACGAAUCGCCGAUCAACGCCAUCAAGAGGUGAGGCCUUUGUUGUUGAAGGCACAUGAAGCUUUACUUGGAGCUACUGAUUUGCUAGCAAUUAUUCGAAACUUGAGGAGUGAUGGAUGUUCUUCAGAAGAUUGUGGAGACUUAGUCUCGCCGAGCACUGAUCAGUCUUUUGUUGAGCUCGGAAGUGUUUGGCAAGCCCCUUUGUAUGAGAUAACCCUGAAUUUUCCUCAAUUCUGUGAACCUACCCAAGAUGGAGGUUCAUCAGUAGUUCAAUUCAUUGAACAAAGAGUGGUCCAAAUGUUUAAUAACUUAGUUGUUAACAAGGCAAGUACAGAUGUAGAGGCUGAAUUUCUGAACAGAAGAUAUAUAAUACCUAGAAAGAGUUGUUUCUACAUGUCUGAUCUGGGGCAGAUUCACAACCUGAUUCCUGCUGAAUCUGAUUGUGGGUUUAAUCUUAUACUGGUCGACCCACCAUGGGAAAAUAGCAGCGCCCAUCAGAAAUUAAAGUACCCAACUUUGCCAAACCGAUAUUUCUUAUCACUUCCAAUUAAGAAACUUACUCAUACAGAUGGAGCUCUGGUAGCCUUAUGGGUGACCAACAGGGAGAAAUUGCGUGGUUUUGUUGAGAAAGAACUGUUUCCCUCAUGGGGAGUCAAAUACAUGGCUACUCUUUAUUGGUUAAAGGUGAAAGCGGAUGGUUUAUUGAUUAGUGAAUUGGAUCUCUUUCAUCAUAGACCAUAUGAAUGCCUUCUUGUAGGUUACUGUCAUGGAAAGGCAAUGGAUUCUGAAUCCUUGUCAGGACUCAAACCUAUACCAGAUAAUCAAGUCUUCAUCAGUGUUCCUGGGGAUUACUCUAGGAAGCCCCCUAUGGGAGAUGAAAGCCUCUCUCUUUGGAACUACAUUUGCCGACCUGGAACCUAUUUGGCAUUCUUGUGCAAGUGUUUACCCUCAAGUAAGUUGCACAUAUUUCUGUCCCUGUUGACAUAUCAUUUUGUUAAAACUGGAAUAUGGGUUUUGCUGUUGUUUUCAUGAUACUACAGCUUGGUACUUGGCAUUAUUAGUGGUUAAUGAAAAUUAUUGAUGGCAAGUGCUUGUAAAAACUGUAGUGGAUAGGUAUGAUCACUGUAACUCAGCAAGUUUCCUCUGGUUGCCUUUCCAGUGCGUGGAGAGGUUAGAACAUCUCUGCUCUAUGAUUAAAUACCUCGUUUCUUUCUUCCUCCUGCUGUCCUGACAGGCGGUGAAUCUUUCAUCAAGUCUCUGCUUGGUUUCUGACUCUCUUUUUAACAAUGCUUCCAAUCUUGGACUAAUUUAAUACCCAGUUGAAACAAUCUAUAUAAACCUCUCACAUUCAAAACCUGUUUGACCAUUUUUUAGUGUUGUGAUUGUGAGGCAGACAUUUGGCUGUCAUUAGUUUUGGACUUCUAGUUUAAACAGUCCAUACAAUCUCAGCCCAAAAAUUCUAUGAAAUUGUUGUAAAGCCCUGAACCUCCUAAAUCCUGUGCUGUCUUUGGUUGCCUUCCUUCUCAUUCUUAAAUCACAUUUCUUUCAUUUACUUAUUAAAAAAACAACGCUUAAUUAGUACACAUUAAUGUGUGUUUGGAAAGUGAAAGAUUGGGUACACACCUAACCUUUGGCAUAGUGCACAAAGUGGUUAUCCUGAGACUUGAACCCAUAACCUCGAGGUUAUUAGGCCAAUGUUUUACCUUUGAACCAAUCGGUGUUGGCUCUGAUCUCAUUGGACUGCUUCAGAGGGAAGCCACAACACUAAUAUGUCAGUUUGUGGCUCCCCAUUUCAUGUCAUCUCAAUUCAUUUUGUAUAUAUUGGGUUAUUUGGUUUUGAAUAAUUACUUACUAUUUUGAAUUUGGCAGCUGCAUUCCAAGUCAACCCUUUCCCCAGCUUUUCACUGAUAAAAUGAUUUUUAGUUACUACCAGUAGUAAGAAAGUGGAUAUUGUUAUAAAAUAUAUAAUAUUAUAUAUUCUGAUACUGCUUUUAUUCAGAAUGAAAUAUCGGAUUAUAGGUAAGAAAAAAUAUCUAUUUAAAGUGCUAGAAAUUAGCAUUUAUAUAUGAUCUUGACAAAUGACUGUCUGAUCUGACAUUAAUGUGAUAUUCUGAAG